UCUUAGGAAGCCAGUUUUAAAACCUGCCUCUAAAUUAUUCAGAAUAAUUUAAAGCGAAUUGUGCGAUAUUUAUUAGUGAUUUACACUCAGGCUCCUAACGCGCUACCCUAAGGGUCUUUCCUCGCACAGCAACAGUACGACCCUGAAUGUGAAAACGUGUCAAACUCAAAGUAUUUUAAAAGUGACACCACUGUGUAUUAUUAACGUGAUACCUUGUGUCACUUUACAUUAUAACUUCCCUGUUCAAACUUUGGGAACAUGCUUCACCCUGAUUGGCUGUUAAACAGACGCGUGCAAAAUGAGCUCUGAGGUGUGCCCGUUCUGUGGGAAAACCUACAAAAGGUUGAAGAGUCACCUGCCACAUUGCAAGGCAGCAGCAACCUCCAAAACACCUCCAACUAAACACAAUGCCACGGUGAACCACACAUCAUCAUCUUCUCAGCUGGCCGCAGCCUCGUCGACGCCACCAGCAAAGGGGGAAAAGUCCACACAGAUGCUGUCAGUGAAUGCAAGUCCACAAGUAAGGAAGAGUAAGAAGGUGUCUGUGAUAUCACCAGCAACAUCUUUGUCGGAGUCAUUGUCCCCGAGUUCUGCAUCACUUCCACCAUCAACUAAGAAGAAGAAACAGAAGCUGUCUGAACAAAUAAAAACAGUCACUAUGCCCUCUUCUAACACAGUUUCUCUCUCCCCAUCACCGUCUCCCACCAUCUCUGAGCCCAAAAAGAAGAGUCUCCGUGCUUUGAUAGAAGCUGCGAAGUCCAAAGAGGUUUCUAAGGGAUUGCUGGAGGGAACCAGAUCUGCCCAAGAGGACCUGCCUUCAGGUUCAACUCCAUUUGUGGCAGAUCCUCUAAGCUCCAGAGCCACAGCUCAGACAGAGACCAAAACCACUCCCGACAAAGACUUAGACACCAAACCCAAAGGAGCAUCUCAAAUGAAGGCAUCAAAGACGAAGAAGGCAGCACAAUCCCAUUCCACAAGCAAAUAUACCUCUAGCUCUCUGGAAUCUAAAGUAAAUGAAACUAGUGCAAGACCCAUUGUAAGAGACAACUUCUGGGUGGACACCGAGGGGGAAAUUGAGGAUUUAUCUGUGAAUAAGAUGCACUUGAAAUCAGGAAGUGGUCACCAGGCCAGGAUUACCCUCCAGGAUGUUAAAGCCACAUUAGGCCGAGCCAACGCCACGCGUCAGUCCUGGAGGAAAAGCAUCCUGAGCCAGAUUGAAACUACUGAUCUAAGCAGCAAAAUCAAACCUCCACUCCCACCGGCGAAUCAAGAACAUGUUGAUAGCUGCGUGGUAAAUACUAAAACACUCUCAGACCAGCUGCCCAGCACCAGUUUACAACAUACAAGGCUGCAGUCAGUUAAAAGAAAAAGCUCAAAGUCUAAACAAGCAACUUCAAUUCCGGGUCAACAUGAUGGUUCCCCUCAGCAUGAAUUAGCGUCCCCUGCGACUCCCCUCCUUAAUGGCCAUUUGUUGUCUCAGGUGAGCCAAGCCACAUACCUUCCGCAUACAGUCAGCGUGAAUGAGGGGCUGAAGGUGGGCCAUCACAUGACAGGACUCUGCACAAUAUCACCAUCACUCACCCAGUUUUCUAGACCGCAUUGUUUCCGUCUAGCACCACAAACUCUGCCGGCGAGGGUAGAGACACAAAGAGUUGCCGAUGGGUUGACGAUGCAGAUGUCGCAGCUCGAGGUCCGGAAACAAAACACUGCUGAUAAUGGAACCAAAGGUGCUCUGACACAGCAGAGUCUUGGACAGGUGAGACUGAAGGAGUUGCCUGGGUGGUUGGCCUGCAAAAGUCCCAGCCAUCCAAGAGAAGUCGUGGAAAUGGUGCAAAGUGGCUGGCAGUGGUAUUACAAGAAGUAUAUUGAUGUGAAGAAAGGUGGUGUAGGUGGACUGGGCAUGUUGUUGGCCGGAUACUGUGUGCUCAGCUACAUCUGGAGUUACCCUCAUAUAAAGCGUGAUCGCUGGAGGAAGUACCACUAAGGCCAAGGAAGAAUGUUGAGUGAAGAAACAGCAGCUUUGGGAGAGCAGGUUCAGGACUUUAGGAGUCCAUUCUGUCAGUGACAUAUAAUUAAUCCAAAUCCAAACAUUUCCACAGGAUUUAUGUUUGAUUAAUGAAAUUUGUAGUGGUUUCUUGUCACUAAAGUCAGCUGGUUAGCUUAGUACAGCAUAAAUACUAGAAAUGGGGAAAUGGCUAGCCUGGCUCUGUCAAAUGGUGACAAAAUACACGAGCACCUUUAAAGCUCCCUAAUUACCAUCUUUUAUCUUGUUUGUAUAAUCUGCACAAAGACUGAGGUGAAAAAAAUUACAAUUUUCCUUUUACUGUGACCAAGCUAAGUUAAAUGGCUGCUGUCUGUAGCCUACUAUUUAAUGGGCACAUGUAACUGUUGUGUAGAGUAUGGUUUCGAUCAUCUCAUUUAACUCUUCACCAUAAAAUAAAAAAGCCAAAUUUCCAAAAUGUCAAACUACACUGCUUUAACAACUGGAAGACUUGUGAUUCUGACACCAGUAUUUUCAUUCUCGACUGAUUUGCACCUGCACAGGACAUCGUCUGUGGGCAUGUCACUAUGGUUUGUAGGAAUUGUCUGUUUCGUUUCUAAUUAUUUAUUUGCUCUAUUUAAUCUGUUUAUAUUAUUUGGUUUGCGUGGUAUCUACUACUAAAAUAUUUUUUUUGUUUUGAUCUUAAGAGACCAUGUGCUAUAGUCUUGCUGUGUCCCAGGGGCUCCGCUAGGUGUCAUUGUUGAGUUGUGUUACCAAAAGCAGAGUGGAUGGCCAGUCAAAUGUUUGCUAUGCAGAGUUUUCUUAGCUCCUUUGUGCAGAGGCAAUGGUGCUGGGGUCCAUGAGAGGAUUAAAGGGAACCAACAGAUUUUUAUCUUGAUAAAAUGAUCUUAUUCUGGCAGCCCAGAAACAAGAGAGAAACAUGAAAUUCAAAAUGUCCUGACAUCAGUAUGCGUGGAAAGAUCAUAUCUGUGCAGCAAAGGGUGACAAAUCUGUUUUUCUUUUGCAAAAGCUUCCACUGCCACGUGAUGUUAUUAUGCAUGCUUAGUGUGUCAGUGCCAGUAUGUGAACACUCACAGAAUAGUAAUAGGGGGACGGUGAAGAGGUUCUCAGCUGGACUGGACCAGUUUUGUUAUUGUAUUCAAAAUGAAUUUAUUGUUGACUCUCUUUUGAUGCUGUAGUGAACACUGAUUAGCUAUAAAUGAAGAAAUGACAGUAUUUUUGUAAUGAUUUUUCCUGACGCUGCUUCUUAGCCAAUACAAUAAAAAAUAAUUUCCAUUUUCUCA
Micropterus dolomieu (smallmouth bass) is the source of this 3285-nucleotide messenger RNA. Its product is annotated as flocculation protein FLO11. Gene Ontology annotation, molecular function: proton-transporting ATP synthase activity, rotational mechanism. The record is from RefSeq and is a predicted model, not a curated record. Lineage: Eukaryota; Metazoa; Chordata; Actinopteri; Centrarchiformes; Centrarchidae. The coding region runs from base 299 to 1984 and encodes 561 amino acids. Gene Ontology annotation, biological process: proton motive force-driven mitochondrial ATP synthesis. The transcript is spliced from 6 exons.